Messenger RNA from Octopus bimaculoides (California two-spot octopus), 823 nucleotides. RefSeq lists its product as uncharacterized. Gene Ontology annotation, biological process: regulation of mRNA processing; regulation of transcription by RNA polymerase II. The record is from RefSeq and is a predicted model, not a curated record. Gene Ontology annotation, molecular function: RNA binding; sequence-specific DNA binding. Gene Ontology annotation, cellular component: nucleus. Lineage: Eukaryota; Metazoa; Mollusca; Cephalopoda; Octopoda; Octopodidae.
GGAGCUAACUUGUGUAAAUAAAUAUUGAAACUAUUAAUUGCGUCCUUAAGUUUUGCUUCAACGUGAUAUCAGGGGAUCAACAACUCUCGUCAGUCACUUAUAUAUAAUAAAUCAUACCCUGGUCUGUGAUAAGUUAACAGAUCUCAGGGUUGUGGAUCUUCGCAGUGAACUGGAAAAACGAGGUCUGGACAAGACUGGAGUGGAAAAAGAAAACAAACUUAUACAGACAACAUGGAUGAGAAAGAAUCGGAGACGUCUGAUGUGGCAUUAACAGAUGUCUUCUUAAACACCACCAAUCCAGAUGGAUAUUCUUUGAUCCCUGACAAAACUUCUGUGGGAGACCUUACUGAGGAUCGACUGCUUUCAAGUGAUACCAAACCAUCAGAUAUGUUGGCAGAUAACACCUUAGAUAAAGACCAGUUUAAAGAGGAACUACCUAUCUCUUCUUCAGAUACGAACAAAGACACUGGAACUGUUCUACAGGAACAAUCUGAUGAUGCAUUAAAGGAUACCACAGUUCUUUGGUUUCUAAGCCCAAAUCUCCAAAAAAAGGAAACAACCAAACCAAUCGGAAUCUGUGGAUCUGUGGCUUUCCUGUAAAUAUCUCUACUAAAGGCCUAGUCUCAAUUUUAAGCAAGCAUGGCAAGGUUGAGGAUUGCCAAAAGGUUACAAAGUAUUACAAACGUAGCGGUCGAUGUCAUGCUUUUGUUACUAUGUCAACUGAGGCUGAAGCUUUGGAAUGUAUAAUGAGGCUGAAUAAAACUCGAGUGAAUGGUAUGAGAUUAACAGUUGAAAGGGUGAGACAUCCUCAAUUCAUUGUUUU